AUGCCACGACUACACGCUUUUCUCGGCUCAGAAUUCAUUGCUUCUGGUGCAAGCACUGAAUUUGGUGGAUUCAUUAGAAAGAUUACGGAAUCUAAAAGCAAAGCUGAAGAGCAUUCCCAUGUUCAGCAUGAACUUAAGCUCUUGGCUGCCAAGAUGAGUCAUCCUGAUGUCUCAUCAGCCAAAAUGAAAGACUAUUUGAUUUGUCUUGUCCAUUGUGCUAUGCUGGGAUAUUCCGUAGAAUUUGGAGUUAUUUAUGCCAUCAUGACUACUCAAAGUGGCGAGACUUUAGGACAGAGACGUACAGGUUAUUUAGCUUGUGCACUGUUUCUUGAGCACGAUCCUUCACUUGGAAUAAUGUUGAUAAAUACAUUACAACGAGACCUCAAAAGCCAGCAAUAUCUUGAUCGAUGUGCCGCAUUAAAUGCCAUUGGAUAUUUGCAAUUACCUGAGAUGGAAGAUAAUCUUUUACAAGCUACAGUAGCAUGUCUUGCCUAUCCAAAGCAAAUAGUAAGGAAAAAAGCAUUGUUGGCUUUGCUGUGCUUUUACCAACGAUCUCCUCAACUACUGAGUCAAAUCGAUGGAUACCUAAAAGAAGCAUUGGAAGACAAGGAUCCAAGUGUUGUAUUUGCAGCCCUAUCAGUGUGGAAGGUCAUUUUGAAGAAUCGUGCAAGUGAGUACACAGAUGUGCUGCCCACGUUUUAUCGGAUCUUUCGACAAAUAUUGGAGAACAGACUUCAUCGUUCAUUUAUCUACCACGGAGUAUUGGCACCUUGGGCCCAGAUUCACUUGCUAGACAUCAUCCAAUCUUAUUACAAGGCAAAUGCUGGGUCAAUUGAGGAAAUAAAUGCCAUUGUAAUGAAUUGCUUGAGCAAUGCGGAAAGAAGAGUAGAUGCUGCCUACGCGAUUAUCUUGUCUUGCACCCGAGUUCUUGGUACAACAGAAAGAAAUAACGAGAUCCAACAAUUGUCGCGUGUUAUUGAUAGGUUUCUCGAGGCUGGGAAUCACAAUAUGAAGUAUCUCGGUCUCUUGUGCCUUGAAGCUCUUGACAAGAGUGUGUGGACCCAGGAAUGGUUAAACGGAGGUGUGGUGGCAAACAAUCUCCUGGUCGGUGUCGAAGAUGACACACUUGUAUUCAAGAGCUUGGAUAUAUUGAAUGCAAUUGCAAAUCAGGACUCGCUCCAACGAAUCCAAAACAAAAUUAAAAAUGCAUUGGAAACACAGGCACCUAAACACAUCCGAGAGCGGAUUGCCUAUUGCACAAAAAUAGACAUUUUGGCAGCAACACAAACAGACCUGGAUACUGCAGUAGUAGAGUCCCACUGCAAAGCAAUCAAGAAAGCCAUGGAAACCGACACUGAACCAUUUUCUAUACUUGAACACGGUGUGCAUAGCUUGUUUGGGAUAAUAAAAAGAUCCCCAAGUACACCUUUAGCUUUGUGUCUUGUUCAACUGGCAUGCGAGAUGAUAGGGGAGUACGCAUACGCGGAUCAUUCCUUUAAUGACAUAACAGCUAUGAAACACAUGCAGAAAUGGAUAGGGUUUAUCAAAGGUAGUACUGCAAUUAUUAUUAACACUACAGAUGCUACUGCUACUGCUACUGCUACUGUUGCUGUUGCUAUUGCUGAGACUAGAAGUAUCACCAAUACUCGAAAAACAAGAGAUUUGCUAGGAUUUAUUGAAGAUGAUACAUUUAAGAGAUCUGUUGAAGAGGUUUAUCCAACAUCCUCCCAGCCGACAAUUAAGAUUUCGGCUAACCCUAAUAGACCGUCUUUGAGUCGGUUUGAGGACCCUGAAAUUCGUGGUACGGCUUCAAAUCUGACCGAUAUCAAGUACCAGCAGUCAGCCUUGCCCCAGAAGACUGCUCAGGCUGUUAAACCUCGGAAGCAGGUGCAACCACAGGCACAAUUAAAAUCACAAUCGGCAAAAGGUUUCGAGUCUUCGUUUGAUCGUAUACCAAAGAGAGACAAGACCCACUCUAGCACUUUGAGUUCAUUUGUACCAGCAGCUGGUUAUCAACAAUUUCCACUACAAAUCAAAGAGAAUUCAAUGAUAGCCAGUCUUUUGGCUCUUGAACUAGCUGACGAUGAUGAUACCGAUGCUAAUGAAGAAGAAGAGAAAGACAGAUAUGAUGAUUAUAAUUAUGAAGAAGAAAAAGAAACCAAGGGUAAAAAUUCGAUUUCUACAGAGGAAUUUGGAGCAGCUUGGGUGGAAUACGAGUUUGAAGAAAAGAGGGACAUCGAUUGUGGCUUGAGCAAGGAGGGUCAGUUUGAAGGCCUUUGUGAAGAAUUGGAUUUGGAAAAGGUAGAAUUGAUUGGCAACGAAUUGAUUGCCUCGGAUGGUUUGGGCGGGCCGGUUUUGGUGCAUGUGGCGAUGGAACCUAAAGGGAUUGUACAAAUAACUGCCCGUGCGCCUUCUGCACUUGAUCUCAGUUUGUUUAUGCGACGCUACAUUGGACAAAACUCAAUAACUUAA
This is a messenger RNA of Phycomyces blakesleeanus NRRL 1555(-), 2472 nucleotides long. RefSeq lists its product as hypothetical. Gene Ontology annotation, molecular function: cargo adaptor activity. Gene Ontology annotation, cellular component: membrane coat; AP-4 adaptor complex. The coding region runs from base 1 to 2472 and encodes 823 amino acids. The transcript is spliced from 18 exons. The record is from RefSeq and is a predicted model, not a curated record. NCBI's taxonomy places the organism in Eukaryota, Fungi, Mucoromycota, Mucoromycetes, Mucorales, Phycomycetaceae. Gene Ontology annotation, biological process: receptor-mediated endocytosis; intracellular protein transport.